Thyridium curvatum is the source of this 3419-nucleotide messenger RNA. RefSeq lists its product as uncharacterized. Lineage: Eukaryota; Fungi; Ascomycota; Sordariomycetes; Thyridiales; Thyridiaceae. The transcript is spliced from 6 exons. Gene Ontology annotation, molecular function: RNA binding. Gene Ontology annotation, biological process: cytoplasmic stress granule assembly. The annotation marks the transcript as partial. The record is from RefSeq and is a predicted model, not a curated record. Gene Ontology annotation, cellular component: cytoplasmic stress granule.
CACCCCCCCCCCCCCCCCCCCCCCCCCCCCCCCAGCCAGCCCUUCUCCCUUUCCCAUCCCAAAGCACUAGCCUUCCGGCAAGGGACAUCUCGACCUUUUUGCAAGGCACACUCCAAAAGGGCAUGGAAAACAACAAAUCCUCGACCUCCAAGCCUCCCACCCCUUCGACCCCCCAAUCCGUAGCCUCCGACCCUAAGGCUCCGGCUGCCAGGCCAUUGUACAGUAGCAAGUUGAGCGACGGAAAAGACAGAUCCACCGAUAACGUCAAUUCCAGACAAGCUCCUGUUCCGCAGCAGAAGGCCCGGUCUUCGGCCAAGAACCCAAUCACUGGUCGCUCGAACAGUCCGCAACAGAACAAUCCGAACAACAAUAACCAACCCAGACAAUCCCCGACUGCGUCUCUCCGUGAGGGCCAGCGAGUCUACAUCACACUUACGAACGGUCACGAAUACGAGGGCAUAUAUGCCGUCAACCCUACGAAUUCGGCUACUUUCUCCUUGAGAAUGGUGCAGCAGAAGAAAGGAUCUGGAUCAGGAGACUCCGCGAACGGCACCGGUAAACGAGACCAAGCAAGCAUGUCUUUCCAAAAGAAGGAUGUUGCCGACGCUCGCGUCACUGGCAGCAACAACAGCAGAGGAGAAGGAAGAACACAGAAUGGCAAUCGAGCCGGUUUCCGCACAGAUACUGCUAUCUCCAACGGCAGGCUUGGAAGCGAACGAGUUCUUCAGCCGUGGGUCCCGGAUGCUGCUGAUGAGGUCGACGGAAGCCUCGAGAAAUCAUCUGGCAGCAGCAAGGGCUGGGACCAGUUCGCCGCUAACGAGCACUUGUUUGGCAUCAAGACGGACUACGAUGAGAACAUCUACACGACGAUCAUCGACAAGUCCCACCCACAAUACCAGCAACGCAUGCUGGCUGCGGAUAGGAAGGCCCGAGAGAUUGAGCGGUCGACUCCUACUACUGCCCAUGUUGCAGAGGAGCGUAUCAUGGACUUCGCUGGUGGCGAUGACCAAGGCGGCGAUGAGGAAGACAAAUACAGCGGUGUUCGUCGCGGCGAAUUCGCGUCACUGACCUCCGGAAAGGAGAAUCGAUACACACCCCCAGCCAGACGGGCGCCCACUGGCCAAGCAACUGUAAAGGGUGCACCUGUUGACCCUGCCAUCAUCUCUUCCCAAAUUAAGGGCUCGCAGUCCAAGAAACCCUCGACCCCUGUCACCGAGGAAUCCAAGCCUUCGACCUCCCCACAGCCCUCCGCAACAGCCAGCGCCGACCCGAGCGCUUCGGGGGCUGCCAACAAGUCAGACAGCAAGGCCGAGGCGAAAGCUAAGGAUGGCAAGAACGAAGAGAAAGCUGCUGAAUCAAAGAAUGUCGAGAAAUCUUCUUCGACCCUCCGUGCCACAGCCACCACUGCCCGCACUGUCUCGCCUCAGGCGAAGGACGGCGCUGCCGCGCCCAGUGCUACAUCGACGGUCGAGGCCGAUGUCCUGAAGUCGUUCAAGACCUUUGCUACACAGCAGCGUGCCCAAGCGGAUAAAGUGCGCACCAACAAGAUGAAGGCCGACAACCAGGUCAAACUACAGGAGCUCAAGAAGUUCGCCGAUAGCUUCAAGCUGGCAACUCCUGUCCCGAAGGAUUUGAUUUCCAUCAUUGCAAAGGACCCUGCCAAGCAGAAGCAGAUACAAGCCAAGGCGUUGCAGAAUGCAGAGGACGUCAAGCGGGCUAAGGAUGCAGCCAAGGAGAAGGAUUCGGGAGCUGCCAAAGACACCCAGGCGAAACCCACGGUAGAGCAGCCACCUGCACAGAGCUCGGCGGCCCCGCCGGCUGAUAACCGAAACGCGCGGAGCGGAGGCCCCCAACACACGCCGUCGCCAUCUGCUAUGAACAACAACCGCCACCCAGGUCCCCGACAAUCCUACGGACCGCAAGGCUAUCACCAACCGUUCAGAGGUGACAGGCAACCUACUCAGCACAUGGCUAGUCGCCAAACUGGUAAUCUUGGCGAACGACUGAGAAAGGUUGAACAAGAACGUGCUCGAGGAGGCCAGCAGCACUAUCCGAACUCACACGAAAUGCGGAUCCCUCCAACCGGGCCUGCGAACAGCGUUGACCCCAACUAUGGCAGGCGUCUCAGUGCCAUGGCUCCCCCUCACCCUCAUCUCGCCGCCAAGCUGAACCCCAAUAGCCACGAGUUCAAGCCCAACCCCUACGCCACUUCCUUCAGCCCUAAUGGUCCGAGCACAGGAUCGAGCCCUCGCUCUGGUGUCAACGUUGUCGAGCCGCAACCCGUCUCUGCCCCCCAGUCGGGCCAACUUAUCCGCCGCAAGACCAAAUCUAUUGAUGUUGCUAAGUGCUUCAUUCUCGCUCACAUCAAGACGGCUCACCCCCCUCAGGGCAGGAACUGGGACGACAAUAACGGGCUGCGCCCAUCCUACGACACUCUCCCGACCUGGAGACAGCUGCAGGACAAUGAGAAGGCGGAUUCCACCAUGCAUCUGACUUACAAGGAAUACUUUGAACGCCUGCCCUUCGGCGGCCCGGCACUUACUACCCCCAACCCAUCCCAUGCGAUGCCACAAGUUCCGCAUCAACACCAACUACCAUUCCAUCUGCAGCACGGCGCGCACGGUAUGCCUCGCCAAUCUCCACACAUGGCCCCAAUGCCAAUGCAUCCUCAGCCCGGACCUACUCCUCAGAUGCCAUACAACAACGGAGACGAUCAUAGAAUGAUGCAGUCUAACUCGGCACAAUCCUUUGCCUCCCCGAGGAUGGCUCAGAUGUCAAUGUACCCUCCGCAGAUGAAUUCGCCUGCACAAAUGCCGCCCUACAAUCAGGCUGUCGCAAUGCCGCAAUUCAUCCCCUCCACUCCCCAGAUGAACCAGUUCCGGAGCUUUUCUAAUAGCCCCCAGUAUAUGGCUCAGCAGCCGGGCCCAAUGGGCAUGCAGGUAAUGCCACCCCAGUUCAUGACUGGCCCCAGUAACAUGGUGCCGUCAAGUUCUCAGAUGGGCAUGUACCCAGGCCAGCCGCAGUUCAUCAAUCCUGGUGGUGCUCCGCCGCAACCCAUGCCAGGCUCGAACGGCUACCCAAGCCCGGGUCGACCUGCAGCUGCCCCCAUGAUGAUGCAACAGGGUUCUCAACAAGGACAGCAUGUCUAUGGCAUGAGUCCUGGCAUGCCAUACCAGCAGCCCGUCUAUACGGGUCAAGCUCCCAAUCAGAUACCUAUGAGGGGUUUCAGCAAUUCCGGCCCGCAGCAUUUUGGCACGAGUCCCCAGCAGAUGCACCAGUUCGGCCAUCGAAACGGCAGCCACAGCUAUGGCAACAAGAACUUCCACGGUCAUAACCAACAUCAGCCAGCCCAAGGCGGCCACGCAGCAACUGCUGGUCCAUCGGGGCGCGCCGGAGAAGGACCGGAAGAAGCCAAAUGA